CAAUCAAACGCGAGCAUCACGUUUGCUCUCCUCCACCUUUCAAUCUUCCAUUUGAUCCAUCUUUGUCAAUUUCCCUCUCUCCAACGCCCGCUGCAGAUUGAGUCCUGGAAGUGAUAUACCGUAUCGCUCCUAUCUUAUCGGAUCUUGUAUUUUUCCAGCAGAUUUCCUACCCGCAGCUCACUUGACCAGCCGCGGGAAGCUAUCGGUGCCCGCUCAAGCUUUCACUUUGCGACUUGGUGCUGUUGAACGGACACGGACUACUAAAUCCACAACCCUCCUAUACAACAUGGCGGCAGAAGAACACAAGAUCGAGGAUGAGCAUGUGGAGCAACCCGAGGAAGCUGGUGACGACGAGGAGGAAAUCGCCGCGAUGAAGAAGCGGGUCGCCGAGAUGGAAUCCGAAGCCGCCAAGCUGCGCGAGAUGCAAGCCACGCUCGACCAGCAGUCGGAGAAUCUACGCGAGGACAAAGAGGAGAUCGACGCUCGGAGUAUCUUCGUCGGCAAUGUGGACUACGGUGCUUCCCCCGAGGAAAUUCAGGCACACUUCCAGAGCUGUGGCUCGAUAAAUCGGGUCACCAUCCUUUUGGAUAAGUUCACCGGACAACCUAAGGGGUAUGCCUAUGUUGAGUUUGCAGAGCCUAGUCUGGUAGCCCAGGCCCUUGUGUUGAAUGAGAGUGUCUUCCGCGGCCGAAACCUGAAGGUCGUCCCCAAGCGCACCAAUCUGCCAGGCAUGACCCGGGGACGUGGACGGGGUGGCUUCCGUGGCGGUCGGGGUUAUCGCGGAGGCUUCGCGCCUCGGGGAGGUUAUCGCGGUGGCUACCGUGGCCGGGGUCGGGGCUAUGCUCCUUACUAGAGAGUUGUGAUGCGCAACUCCAGUAUACACGGGGUAGUGUUUGUUUUGCGCAAGGAAGGGUCUCUAAGAGGUCACCGCACGCAACCCCAGCGCUAGGAAGGCAUCCGAGCUGACCAUGAUGAUCGCUCCGCGGCACGCGUACGCGUCUCUGAACGAGGAGGGGGAAACCACAUUUUUUCAAAUUGUCUUUGGAGUCGAUUUACUGGAACGUACUUUUGUAUGAUAACCAUUCUGGCAAUCUCGGACUGGGUCAGAUAGGCGGAACACCUGUGAUAUCAUUAAACUACAGAGAAUAGCUUUACGGGCAGAAAUUGCCCGCCAAGACUCCCUUCAGAGGACAAUCAUGACCCAUGAGAACAUGCUUGACAGAAAAUCAUGCAGCACAC
This is a messenger RNA of Aspergillus saccharolyticus JOP 1030-1, 1239 nucleotides long. Its product is annotated as polyadenylate-binding protein. Bases 287 to 853 code for a protein of 188 amino acids. Gene Ontology annotation, molecular function: RNA binding. The transcript is spliced from 4 exons. The record is from RefSeq and is a predicted model, not a curated record. NCBI's taxonomy places the organism in Eukaryota, Fungi, Ascomycota, Eurotiomycetes, Eurotiales, Aspergillaceae.